CCUGAAAAAAAAAUAAUAAGGCUGAAAAAAGAAGACACAAAAAAAAAUCUAAAAAUAAAAUCACAAUUUAAGAAAACAAUUAAAGAAAACAGGUUGGAAGGAGGAAAAGAAUUAAGAGAGGCAAACAAAAAAAUAAAAAUAAAAAAUAAAAAACCUCCUCUCUUCCUCUUUACCUCUCCUCCCAUUUUUUUUUUAUUUCUCCAUAAAUUAAUUAUUUUCUUUGAUUUUAUUCGAGCCAUGGCAUUUGAAGAAUUUAGCCAACUAUCAAAACGUAGAAGAGAAGAACGAGCACAAAAGUACAAGAAAAAAAUAUUGCUAGCGGUUUUAUGUACAUUUAUUUCUCUCCUAUGUAUUGCUAUUGGAGUUUUUUCAUUCUUAUAUUUUACCGAUAAACAAAUUAAAAGCGAUAAAAAUAAUAAUGUUUUUCCUCCAUCUUCUAAAAAAGAACACGUAAAAACUUCGAGUAAAAUAAUAGAAAUAAUAUGUGAACCUACGGAUUAUAAGAAAAAAUGUGAAGAUACGUUAACAAAAGUUGUACGUACGGAUGUUUCAAAACCUUCAAUUGAUCCUAGAGCUAUUAUUAAGGCCACUAUCUCUGCUGCUAUGGAUGAGGUUUUUAAGGCCAUAAAUAUGACCCACAAAUUCAAGUUUGACAAGCCUCAGGAUAAGGCUGCCUUUGAUGUUUGUAAGAAACUUUUUCAGGAUUCAACAGAAGAAUUGGCACAAUCAAUGAAACAAGUAGAAGAAGAAGCUAAAAGCAAUCACAUAAAGAUUAAUGAUCUAAAAACAUGGUUAAGUGCAGUUUACUCGUAUCAAGAAACAUGUAUUGAUGCAUUUGAUAAAGGGAAUAUGAAGAACCAAAUGAAGGGUGUAUUGAGUUCUACUGAGGAGUAUAUUAGUAAUUCCCUUGCUCUUGUUUCCCAAAUCUUUUCUGCCGUUGAGAAGUUUAAAGGAAAGCGUAACCUAUUGGCAACGGUUGAUAGCCAUGGGUUUCCUGAAUGGAUGAGCCAUGAACAACGCAAGCUCAUUGUCAAAUAUACGACUAACUUAACCCCCGAUCUCACGGUGGCUAAAGAUGGAAGUGGAAAUUAUACUUCUAUUAAUGAUUGUUUAAACUCAUUGCCACAAAAUCGUACAAAAAGAAUCAAUAUUUUCGUCAAAGAAGGAAUCUACAAUGAGUAUGUAACUAUAACCAAGAAGAUGGUGAAUAUAACCAUGUUCGGAGAUGGGUCACAAAAGACCAUGAUUUCUGGCAGCAAAAAUUUUGUAGAUGGAGUUCGAACUUUUGAAACUGCUACUUUUGCUGUGCUGGGAGAAGGAUUUGUAGGAAUAGCAUUGGGAUUUCGCAACACAGCAGGACCAGAAAAACACCAAGCAGUAGCCCUUCGCGUGCAAGCAGAUCGUUCAAUUUUCCUAAACUGUCGUAUGGAAGCAUACCAAGACACACUCUACGCUCAAACACACAGACAAUUCUACCGCGGUUGUUACAUCACAGGAACAAUAGAUUUCAUAUUUGGUGACGCAGCAGCCAUUUUCCAAAGUUGUCUACUUAUGGUAAGAAAACCAAUGGAGAACCAACAAAACAUAGUAACUGCCCAAGGGCGAGCUGAUAAACACGAAAACACAGGGAUCGUACUUCAUAACUGUCGAAUCUUUCCCGAUAAAGAGCUUGAUCCUGUGAAGGAAAAGUUCAAAACAUAUCUAGGAAGACCUUGGAAAGAAUACUCUAGGACAAUCAUUAUGGAAAGCACAAUAGGAGAAUUUAUAGCACCGGAAGGAUGGAUGCCAUGGGAAGGGAGCUUCGCUCUUAGUACAUUGUAUUAUGUAGAAUUUAACAAUCAUGGUCCGGGAGCAGACACAUCAAAGCGUGUCAAAUGGGCUGGUUAUAAUAACUCGAUAAGUAGACAAGAAGCACAUAGUUAUACAGUUACACCAUUUUUACAAGGUAGUUGGAUUCGAGAAAACUCUAAUGUGCAAGUUCAUUUUGGGUUAUACAAUUGAACCAAGCUUCAUGAACUAUAAGGACAUUUCAUUUCAUUUAUGUUAUGUUUGAUUUUAUUCAAGAGUAAUUGUAGAUAUAAUUUGAAUAUCUCUUUUUUCUUGUUAAUUUGGUACUAACAAUUAA
Messenger RNA from Amaranthus tricolor (Joseph's coat), 2125 nucleotides. Its product is annotated as pectinesterase-like. Gene Ontology annotation, molecular function: pectinesterase inhibitor activity; pectinesterase activity. The transcript is spliced from 4 exons. NCBI's taxonomy places the organism in Eukaryota, Viridiplantae, Streptophyta, Magnoliopsida, Caryophyllales, Amaranthaceae. Gene Ontology annotation, biological process: cell wall modification. The coding region runs from base 238 to 2001 and encodes 587 amino acids. The record is from RefSeq and is a predicted model, not a curated record.